AUGGACAAAAUAACGCAGGAGAAAUACAACAAAAGCCGUGAAAGAAGUGACAGGAUCAGUGCAUUAAUGGGACAGUACAUGUUGAAGGGUUACCGAAUGUUAGGCUCAACAUGUGAAGUCUGUGGGGUAAGCAUCCUUGUCAAAGUAGCAUACUGAACUUUUUUGGCUUUGUCUGAGAACUCUUUACAAUUUAUUUAUUCUUAUUGAUGAUGUUCUUAGCUGAUAAGCAAGAUCAAGAAACCUUGCUUUAUGAGUUUUUUGAUUGCUCAGUCAAGUGCUUCACAGUCACAUUUGUCCUUUCUUGUUUUUGUUGUUGUUUUUGUUUUUGUUGUUUUUUAAAUAAAAAUUACUAAUUAUAUUAAACAGGUAGGCCCUAACAUCCUUCUAGUACUAUGGCCUUUUUAUACCUGCCAACUCUCACGCCUUAGGCGUGAGUCUCACGCCUGCGGGUUGAAAACUUCGAUCUCACGCCGGCUCACGCCUGCGGGCCAAUUUCUCACGCCUGAUUGAAAAAUGUGAGUUGUUGCCGUCCUGCUUGACACAAUUUCCAAAAAUAUGUUAACUCAGACCCAUGUAAGGAACGAAAACCAUGUGUAAAAUGAAUAAAUGGCAAUACCUUCCUCGCGAUCUCUGAUUUUUGAAGUGAAAAGCACUGGGAGCGAGCUCACCUUUGGCAGACUUCGGCAGACUUCGGACGUCUUCGGAAGACUUCGGACUCCUUCGGGAAUCUUCGGAAAUGAUCGUGUCGUUUUCAAAAAUCCCAGCUCUCCCGGGAUAAAAAUCUCACGCUUAUAUCUCAGAAAAAGUUGGCAGGUAUACCUUUUUAUUGAACAUGUAUGUUCCGAGCAGGGAACCUCUUGCCCCUUGUGGAACUAGCCACUUGUUAAUUGGCUCAAUCAACAUUAGUCCACUGUAGUUGAUUAGUAAUCUGAUUUAAUUGUAGCUCUUGGAUCACCUUAUUCUAGAAGUAUGGUUGCUUAUUAAAUGCUUUCAAGUUAAAUUAUUUCUUGGUGCUACAAAGUUAUACUUUAUUCGGGCAAAGUGUUUUCUCACUAACAGACUGUACUUGGCAUGACGUUACUUUAAACAUAACUUUCACUCGAGCUCCUGCAUGUUGGAAGUCUGACUUCCUUGCAACAUUUUCUCUGACCCCUCACUUUUUUGACUAGCAAUCAACUCAUUGCACUGUUCACUCACUUGGAAGCAUGGUCCUUGUUCCUUUGCUCAUCAGUCUCUGUUGGCCGGGCACCUGGUAUCCAGGCCUUGGUUUGCUCAGGUCAACCCUACCUCAGGAUCAGAACUGAGGCUUCAGUUACCUGCCAGUUUAAUUAUUCUAGUACGAGCUGCAUGUAAUGUUUCUUUCAACAUAAGAUGUGUACAUCUUGCUGAGUUAGUGACUUGCAUGUUGUACUGGGUUUGUGAAAGAACUGCUGUGGUACCGAUGAGCCUCUGAAUGGGUAUUUCCGAUAAAAUUAUAGUCAAGAGGAUAACCAUUGAUGAAGCGAUGAUCUAAGAGAUUUUUGUUGAAAUAAGUGAUGAUCGCAUUGGUAUUAAGAUUUAAAUCAAGUUUGACAAUGUUAACCAUGCAAGGAAACAUGCCAAAAAGUGUGCGGCAUAUUGUUUGUUUUCCUUGUUUUCUCAUUUCCAUUGUCGUUGUGGUUGCAUUGAGCUCGCUAGUAGCAUAACCAAACAAACAAUUCUUGAUAGCAAUGAUUUUGCCCCAAAUAGUUUAAGAUUUGAUGGAAAAUGUGCAAUAAAACAGACUUCCAUAGGUACCUAUGCAGAGGCUCAGUGGUAGUUGAUCAAAUUUUCAGAUGAAGAGCCACUCACCUGGAUAUGUUGACAUAAAAUAAUAAUAAUUAUUAAAUUAUUAUCAUUAUUAUUUACAAUGUGGUCACUGUAAGCUAGAAGCUAGAAGCUGGAAGUCUGUGUGGGUAUCUGGUCACUUGCUGUGACCUAAGGUGUCCAGACUGCUGGCUUUUACCCUUUUCUCAUUAAGAAGGCGCGUUCUUUGUCUCUUUUGUCACUAAGAAGGCAUUUUUUGGCCAAACCUCUGGCUUGGUUUAUCGCAUCUCCUGUCGCCAUUUCCCCACCAUCUACAUUGGUGAAACAACUUUGCACGUGCAUCACUGUUUUUUGUACAUUUCUUUGCUGUUGCAGCAUGAUUACAACAUGAAAGUGCCUAAUUUCACGUUGUGUCGAGGACGUGAACACAAGACAAUGACUUUCUUUUUCUCUUCCUGAAUUUUGAUACAGUCUUUUAGAAUUCAAUUCCAGAAAAAUUUUGCCAACAUUUUACGAAUUGAAUGAGUUGGAGUGCGAUAAAGUUUCAAGUAGCACAAAUUCACUUGUAGUCGUCACCAUCUUGGUUGCUUUUUGUUGAAAUAAGUGAUGAUCGCAUUGGUAUUAAGAUUUAAAUCAAGUUUGACAAUGUUAACCAUGCAAGGAAACAUGCCAAAAAGUGUGCGGCAUAUUGUUUGUUUUCCUUGUUUUCUUGUUUCCAUUGUUGUUGUGGUUGCAUUGAGCUCGCUAGUAGCAUAACCAAACAAAACAAUUCUUGAUAGCAAUGAUUUUGCCCCAAAUAGUUAAAGAUUUGAUGGAAAAUGUGCAAUAAAACAGACUUCCAUAGGUACCUAUGUAGAGGCUCAGUGGUAGUUGAUCAAAUUUUCAGAUGAAGAGCCACUCACCUGGAUAUGUUGACAUAAAAUAAUAAUAAUUAUUAAAUUAUUAUCAUUAUUAUUUACAAUGUGGUCACUGUAAGCUAGAAGCUAGAAGCUGGAAGUCUGUGUGGGUAUCUGGUCACUUGCUGUGACCUAAGGUGUCCAGACUGCUGGCUUUUACCCUUUUCUCAUUAAGAAGGCGUGUUCUUUGUCUCUUUUGUCACUAAGAAGGCAUUUUCUUGCCAAACCUCUGGCUUGGUUUAUCGCAUCUCCUGUCGCCAUUUCCCCGCCAUCUACAUUGGUGAAACAACUUUGCACGUGCAUCACUGUUUUUUGUACAUUUCUUUGCUGUUGCAGCAUGAUUACAACAUGAAAGUGCCUAAUUUCACGUUGUGUCGAGGACGUGAACACAAGACAAUGACUUUCUUUUUCUCUUCCUGAAUUUUGGGUUUAAAAGUGACACAGCAGUCUUGACUUUUACUUUUCGCUUUCUCUCCUCCCUUCUUUUUUUGCUUUUCUUGCCUCAUUUUUUUUUCUCUUGCUGGGCAUUUAGUAGGCUUCAUUUUGGUGGGAAGAUUUUUUAGGAAAGCUUUUAGGAUCUUAGGAUUAGGUGAAAGGAAAGGUAGGUGGGUAAUGGAACAAGAUUUUCAUGGAGAUUUUCAGGUCCUUGUCACGUGGUUUUUUGCUUCUUUCUCGGGUGUCCUUGACUGAAUUGUGCUCAUUCUGGUAUGGUUUGAAAGAUCUCUUCACUCUGCACAAGUUAGCGAAGAAAGUUGUCCUUGACCGUUAAAACUGAUGACGUCACAAAGGGUAGAAAGGACCUGGAUCCGCACGGGCAGUUACGGGCAGUUUAGGGGCGAAUGGGUUAAUCAUCAAAUUGUAGAAAAAAGAAUUAAACUGAAUUUUUGCAUUUUAAGCUUUCAUAUCUGAAUUCAAAUUUUGUACUAACCCUGGGUUAUGUUAACCCGGCUUUGAACAACCCGGCCCUGUAUUUUCCGUCCUCAGCCCGAUAUUGCACACUGUCAGUGACACUGUGGGUACGAAAUAAAACAAAAAACCAACGGCUCUUUUUAGAACCGCCAAGGUUAAAAAUAGUCAUAAAGGCCGUUUUUAUGCUAGAGACGUUAAAGUCGUCUAGACGCAUUUAACGUCUGAGACGUUAAAGUCGUCUAGUUUAAAAACGGGACGCACAAAAGUAGACGACCUCCUUUAAAAAAGUAGAUUUUUCUGAAAAAAGGACUAGGCUCUAAUCUCGGAAGACACUGGACACGAGUUAAAGCGGCGCCAAAAAUGAACUUCAAGCCCGCUCUUCUUGGCUGCCAUGUUGUUUUGCACUCGUCCCAGUCGUCUCUGGACGAGUCGAGCAUAAAUGCGUCCUAGUUUACGACGACCCGUCUUUAUACCAGACGACUUUAACGUCUGAGACGUUAAAGUCGUCUGUUAAGUGCGUCGUUCGGACGCACUUAACAGAAGACGUUAAAGUCGUCAGACGUUAAAGUCGUCUGCCUUAUUUACCGUUUUUAUACUAGACGUUAAAGUCGUCCUAAGACGACUUAAACGUCUCUAGCAUAAAAACGGCCAAACUUAUGUACUUAAAAGAGAUUAUCUUAUCUGGAGUAGAUAAACGUUUCUAUAAGUUUUAAAAACUCGGUAGUAUUACCCGUUUGUAGUUCAUCAGUCCAUAAAUGCUAGGUUACCGAGUGAAUUGUUUUAAACGCAUAUAAGCACUAUUCAAGAUAGCCUCCCACGCAGGCGUUUUUAGGGGAGCUCGUAUUUCUUCCCUCCCCAGGGAAGAAAUACGAGCUCCCCUAAAAACGCCUGCGUGGGAGGCUAUAUUCAAGAUUGCUGUUUCAUGUUAUGGCAGAAAUUUCUACGGAAAAUAACCUUAAAUAAAAACCUUUUCAAUAUCUUAGACAGUGUUAAUAGAAAUGACGACAAACUAUUACGAACUCAAGUGGAAACUGUUAAACCACGAGCCAUGGACUUGGAAAAUCGCGCACGAGAGGCAGACGCCAUCAUUGCGUCAUUUCCCUGUUCCAUACAGCUCUCAUGGACCAUAGCUCCUGACCAAUCAGCCUGACCCUAUCAUCAAAAUCUUGCACUUGUGUUAAAGAGUCUUUUUCUUCUAACUAAUCCGGUCUAUUUUUGAGUUCCAUAGAAUGUUCUUUUAAAGUACCGUGACCAGGAAGAUUACUGUGUUGCUUGUAAGGAAGUCGACGCCCCAUCUGCACCAGGUACUUGCAGUUCCAUACUUACCAAUAGCUCUAAUAUUGUUUUUGUUGAAGUAUCUGAGUGCGUUAGUAUUGUAUGUCAUGUAUGUAAAGUUUUACAAUUUUUUCCCGUGGAUAACAGACACUGUUUGUCCAAGUAAGUGCUAUUAGGAAGGGUCAGUUAGUUAAUCAGGAAACUCGAGUCUGCUUCCAGCGCCUUUGGGUAAUAAGAGCUAAUAGAGUCGAAACAACUAUGAAUUAUUGUUUCAAUUUCUAUGAUCAAAUGAAUGUUUUGCUCCGUUACAUUGCAUGGAGGUCAGUCAUUGGACAACCUCGUUCACAGGGUUCUCUCCUACUCGCUCCUUAGGGCGAGUGGGAGAGAACCCUGGGAACGAGGUUGGUCAUUGAACUUCUCGGAUCAAUUUAGGUCGGGAAAACCGCCUUACUACCCCUCCCCUAAGCCGACAUUGUGCCCAAAGUGAGAAGUGCGAGAUAAUGUUAACUUAGGGGAAGGGUAGGUGGGCAGUUUCCCAGAAACCUAAAUCGAUCCAACCUCUCAUUACAUCGUCAUGAUUCGUAAUGAUUGUAAUAAAUGGCGCUUUCAUCUGGCAAUUUAUACAUAUUAAUGUAACUACUUUCAGCUUAAAGAUUUUAGUGCUUUAGACGCGUUGAAGGGUUCAACACGGUGGUAAUUUCGGUUUUUCCUUUCUGUAGUGAGUCGUCCUGUUGGAUCGGCAAGUGCGUCCCAUCCACAGCAGCGCUCUGAACUGAUUUCCGUGGUAAAAUCACCUACAAGCCAGAAUGCUGUACACACAGCCGUGCACGCUGUUAACGAGAAAAUGUUGUGGGCAAGUCAAGCACUCAGCAGCGCUCUCUCUACAGGAGAAUGUCAGCAGCUCUGUGAACUCCUCAAGACCUGUGCUGAGACAUUAAGAGCUUUGCGGGAAAUUCAACAAUGAAAAUGUAGUACGCCAUUGUCUGAAGGGUCAUAGUUUGUACAAAAUUACCUAAGGUAUAAAGAACCCGUGGACAGACUCCAGUGUGCAAAGGGUGGAGAACAGGAGAAAAAAAGGACGCUUACCAAGGAGCCCGUUGAAAAGGCUAAAUGUUACAACAACCAUAACAACUUUCUCUUAUAAAACUGCUUGCUAAAAUCCAGUUCCAUGGCCUGUCAUACCUCUACACACUUCAUAGAAAGAGGACUAUGAAUGUUUAUUGGUGACUCAUUUUGCUCGUAAAUAAAAUUUAAAGCUUUUUUUCUUCCCCCUUAACGCGAUUACAGGGAAAACGUUUCAACGAAACCGAGAUUUGGGCUUACCAGGCUGAAUAGAUUGUUACAUUUGUUGCUUUCGGAGAUUGGAAAACCGGACCAAGGACUAGCCUGCCAAUAAAGCGGCCUCUAAUCGCUCCGUCUCAGACCGGCCACGGUGGGUGAUCAGAUUCGGUUGUAUUUGCAAGCUAGGGCUAACCAGGGGCCCGAUUCUUCAAAGUUUCCGGAAAGCUGCUGUAAUAACAUUAUCUACAUUAUAGAGGUUUCAAUAGUUUUGCAGCUAACAUGAUAAAACUGUCAGUUAACAAAAGUAAAAGGAUGGCUUUUUAGCUAAGACCCGCGCUUUUCCUCCUCGGAAUUGUUUGUUUUUUUAAUUUGGUUCCUGUCGAGAGAAGUUACCUGGCCUGCGAGAUAGCGUUGGAGAAACGGGAAUCACGACCUAAGUAAAGAGGGCAAUAAUUCAGCACGUAAAGGACGGUUUUUGGUAAAUUUAUCUGCCGAUACUCGCCACACAAUUACGGCGUGGCAGGCGGCCUCUGAACUUGUAACUGAGUUGGUACUUCACCGUAGUAAAGACCACCAGCAAUUGCAACAACACGAAUAGGAGACUACACUAAUGAUCAAUGAUUUGGUUAUUUUAUUUACCCUAAGUACUUUUGGCUGUUCUUACAUGUCUUUAUGUUACUACAGGACAACUGUUUUCAUAUGAAUUACAGACAAGAAAAAUAAUCUUUUGUUAUUAGAACUGUUCUAUACAUAA
Molecule: messenger RNA, 6900 nt
Organism: Porites lobata
Lineage: Eukaryota; Metazoa; Cnidaria; Anthozoa; Scleractinia; Poritidae
Source: the annotation of a GenBank genome assembly